UCUAUCUGUCAGCACAAAUAAUUUAUUAACUGCAAAAUGAUAUAUUAUUUACUAGUCACCAGCCAAAGGUUAGGGACCAGCAACAUACAUUCUGGGUGUUUAAUACCCUGUAUGUUUAUUCUUCUGUUUCCCCACAGUUGAUCGGAUGAUCUGGUUCCUCCAGCCUCUGUCCAAACUGACUUAUCCUGCCCCUUGCCAUCAACCCACUUCAAAGUCCCUGACCAUCCCUGCCCACUUGUCUCACCUGCCCGUCCCACAGACCCUUCGCCCCAGCACUGUCCCUUCUGUGUCCCUCACUAUCGCUGGUCAGUACAUCGUGGACGACACUGACUUUGUUGAAGUAGAUCUCGUGGAUGAGGAGAUCAUCCAGCCAACCCACUCCUUCCUGAAGGCCUUGCUAUCCAGGGUGGCCAACUUCUUCAGAAGAGUCAAGAGUGUGUUUAAGAAGAAGGAUGAUUAGGCAGUGAACUCUGAACACAUAUGUAUAUACUUAUAUACAAAACAUUUAUGAAUCAUUUUAGGACUUUUGAGGCAUUUGUUACAAUAUUUGGGAAAUACAUAAAAUCUAUCUCUGUUUGUUUUUGGCUAUAUACUUUAUGUUAAUGAAAUACAUUAUUUGUUACAACAUUUUGUUUUGUUUUGAUUGG
This is a messenger RNA of Haliotis rufescens (red abalone), 647 nucleotides long. RefSeq lists its product as uncharacterized. The transcript has 2 exons. Bases 146 to 460 code for a protein of 104 amino acids. NCBI's taxonomy places the organism in Eukaryota, Metazoa, Mollusca, Gastropoda, Lepetellida, Haliotidae. The record is from RefSeq and is a predicted model, not a curated record.